GUGCUUGGCGUACGGAAUUUGUUGAAUGGCUGUACUGUUGAUUUACUGGGUUUGGUUAUCGGCUUGGGAUGUUGGUUAAGGGACUGUACGGUCUUGUACAGAGCCCUGUGGCUGCUUGACAGCUACCACGAAGUCACGGCUGGAAAGAGACCAUCAGCAACGCUGGUGGAUCACGGCGUAUGAUAGGUGCUAGUCAAGGAUGCUAUUUAGUUGAAGAUGGUACAAAAGCACAUAGAUGGAAAUCCAAACAUAAACUACAAGUUACUGCCCAUGUCUCUGACUUCUCACUGUCGUCAGAAUCGUCGCGUGGAGCCUACGAUACUCUGCUCUAUCUCUCUUCCCAUCUCACUUGUCCUGCAAGAGCGUCACCUUCCAGCCCUUGUGGCAGCCAACCUUCACAACCACAUGACCCCGUCCUUACCCCGCAAUGCCACUUACCUGUCGUACACACAUCGAUGCUUGAAGGCAACCCGUUGUGGGUAGCACAAGGCUGCUUACCUGCAGCAUCUCGUUGCUGGAGGAUCCUUGUAGCAAGGAGCUCUAUAGCAGCUUCGGUAAACAGGGCUGGAAAGAGCAUUCACGCCACCAUUCACCCUUCUUCGCAGACAUCAAAUUGCGGUCUCGGCAUGCCGAACCCCAUGCAGAGAAGCAUGUGCUCGGGACGCGUAGGUGAAAACGUAUACGAUGCUUUGGACAUAGGGAGUAGAUAAACUUUCUUCCUUUUUUGGUUUUAGCGUUUAAUGCUAGUGCACGUUGAGGUGUCUUUGCACGCCAGGGACUCUAAUCGAAUGCAUAGGUAAGUAGCGAAAGGGUCCCGUAAAGAUGAGGCGAGGCGAGGCGAGAAAGGGAUGGAGGGUCGGUUACAGUAGAGUCAGCCGAGAAUUU
This is a messenger RNA of Mollisia scopiformis, 885 nucleotides long. RefSeq lists its product as uncharacterized. The record is from RefSeq and is a predicted model, not a curated record. The transcript has a single exon. Bases 180 to 710 code for a protein of 176 amino acids. NCBI's taxonomy places the organism in Eukaryota, Fungi, Ascomycota, Leotiomycetes, Helotiales, Mollisiaceae.